Molecule: messenger RNA, 2195 nt
Organism: Seriola aureovittata
Lineage: Eukaryota; Metazoa; Chordata; Actinopteri; Carangiformes; Carangidae
Gene: rhbdd3
Product: rhomboid domain containing 3
Exons: 5
Coding region: 331-1422 (363 amino acids)
Cellular component (GO): membrane
Molecular function (GO): protein binding; serine-type endopeptidase activity
Source: RefSeq, a predicted model, not a curated record
UGGACAUCUACUUAGCCUUGGCAACAUUUCCACACCGGGAGUUUUCUUACUUAAGAUAUUAAUUACUUCUUGUUUGAGGAUAUUAUUGUUUUAGAACAUUUGAUAAACUUCGUAUGAGUUCAGUGUCGUUGGCAGAGACGAUGUGACAAGACAAAUCGUAGAGGACUUUGCAGCCAGUUGUAGAUGUAUGCUGUUAUAUAGACUCCAACUGUAAAUACCUUAUCUAUAACUACUACACCGUGCUUGUUAUGAGCAGCAACAGAUGUUUGUUUACCAGAACUGUGCCACAAAAGGACAAGUAAGUGGAGAAAUUACUGCUGAUCUUAAAUAAUGCUUGGUCGCAGGUUGUCAGGAUGGUUUUGGUUUGGAUCAGAUCGCCAUGGAUUCUGUCUGGGAACAUCUUCAUGGAUAGCACUCAUGCUGCUGAUUUAUGCUGGGGGCAUCCAGGCAAGUCUCAGUUUAGGUCCAGGUGGAGACUUCCCGAGGUUCAGAGAUCUGUUCCUGUAUGCUCUCAGUCAUGAUGAGCUGCACUCUCUGCUGGUCAGUGUUGCUCUCCUGCUGCUGAUUGGACCAUGUCAGGAACGUCGAUGGGGAACAGUUGCUUUCUUCGCCCUCUCCAUCCUGACAAUGACCAUAUUACCUAUUCUUUACACACUGGUCCUCUUCAUCCUUAGUGGCGAGGCGAGUCGUAUCUGUGGUUACUCUGCGGUCCAGCUGGCUCUGUUUACAGCACAGUGUCGUCAGGUGACACAGAGAAGGGUGCUGAAGUGUUUGCCAGUCUGGUUUCUCCCCUGGAUUUUCCUGCUGAUUGGUCUGCUCCUGCUGCCAGGGACACCUGCCCUGCUUCACUUCUGCGCAAUAUGCAUCGGACAUAACUAUCUUCAGCCCUUCAUUGGGAUGUUACAGGAGCUGGAGGAGGCCAGGGUCUUGGCUUUCAUUUCUGAUUGGGCGUAUGUUCCCACUUUGGCGAGGUUCAGAUUGCCCACCUACACUACCUCACAGAGAUCACAGUCUCACAUGAUGCCUGUAGAUCAGGCAUCUGCUCCCCCCAUGAGGGACCUCUUUGUCCUGAACCACCAUCCAUGGAUCGAGCCAUCGCCUGCCUGGAUAAUGGAGGAGUCCGCUGCACUGUCGGAGGCAGAGGUGUUGGAGGAGCAGAUGCUAAAAGCAGGGAUACUGGCCUCAUUACAGGAUGCUCCUGAUGACCCUGAUGCAAAAGUGGAAGUUCCUAAAUCAUCAGUUUCCUCGUUGCGACUCCAGCAGCUGGAGAAGAUGGGCUUCCCCACAGAGAAGGCUGUAGUGGCAUUAGCAGCCUCAAAACAGCUAGAUGGCGCCAUCUCUCUGCUUAUUGAUGACAGCGUUGGUGAACAAGCUGUGGUGGUUUCAAAGGGAAAGAGCCCUCAGCCACCGCAGAGCACCUAGUUGACCUCACAUCUCCAGACAGUAUCCGGCAGUAAACUGGACUUAAAUAAUGCUUGGGUUUUGCUGAGCUUUAAUAUUGUAGAUUUUCCCUGUGGGCUUCUUGUUGAACUAUUUUAAUGAUCAGAAUUUUGUUCUGUAUUUGCACCUCAAAUGAACACUGGAGAGCGUGGAUGUAAUUUAUUUACAUUGUGAUAGUGUUUAAGUGAAUAUUGCCGUUACACAAAUGAAGACAGACAACAUGUUUAAAAAACAAUGAACAUUAUUUAAUUACACCGAUCAUCUAGACAGGAUUAUCUUAACACAAUAACACAUUUGCAAGAAAAAACAAGUUCAAAAUAUGAAAUGGUUACACAACAGCAUACAAAAUAAACUACAGUUGAUCAUUUUAAAUAGUUUCACAAUAAGUUUGAUAUAAGAUGAAAAAACAAUCAAGUCUUUUCAUCAGGACAGUUUAAGCAGUCUGAAGUUUACCAACACAGCAGUGGUAAAAAUAUGUUCAAGUUCUGUUAACAGUUUUACUAUUUCCUGUGUGUGUGUGUGUGUGUGUGUGUGUGUGUGUGUGUGUGUGUGUGUGUGUGUGUGUGUGUGUGUGUGUGUGUGUGUGUCUUCAAGAUCUUGAAAUGGAAAGCCAGGUUUCAUUCUAACACAUUUUGUUUCCAGAGUGCAACAUGAUUAAUGACUGUUUCCACUCAUGUGCAGCCAAACCCAGAUGCAAAUGUUUGUUUUUUUUGUUGUUGCACAGAUUAAAUGUAAAUAUACUAUUGUAUAUUAAA